This is a messenger RNA of Setaria italica (foxtail millet), 3064 nucleotides long. Its product is annotated as poly(A)-specific ribonuclease PARN-like. NCBI's taxonomy places the organism in Eukaryota, Viridiplantae, Streptophyta, Magnoliopsida, Poales, Poaceae. The coding region runs from base 198 to 1997 and encodes 599 amino acids. Gene Ontology annotation, cellular component: cytoplasm. The record is from RefSeq and is a predicted model, not a curated record. The transcript is spliced from 9 exons. Gene Ontology annotation, molecular function: 3'-5'-RNA exonuclease activity; RNA binding.
CGUGCGGCCCGCUCCGCCACCGACUAGCAAUUCGGCUCGGCGAUACCCAAAACCCACCGAUCGCGCGCCGCCGCCGCCGCCGCCACCGCCGCCGCGCCUACCCGUGCCGGUCCAACUCGCUGCGCACCCCGCGUCCCCACCUCCCAUCAUUGUGUCACCCUUAUCCUUGCUCGUGCUCAGCGUCUUCCACUGGCGCGAUGGCUGCCCCGCGCGCCGCCGCGGCGUCGGCGAAGCAGGUGACGAGGCGGAACUUCGCGGAGUCCGUGCGGGAGCUGGGGGCCCACCUGGAAUCUUGCGACUACGUGACCGUGGCGGCGCAGAAGACGGGCGCCCCCACGGGGUGGCGCCGCGCGCUGCCGGUGGACACCGCGGAGACGGUGUACCUCAAGGCAAAGCUCGCCGCGGAGUCCUUCCAGCCGCUACAGAUCGCCGUCUGCCCCUUCCGGCUGCGCGACUCCUCCCCCUCUACCCUCGUCGCUUACCCGUACAAUUUUCACUUAUUUCCUAGAGAUGAGCUUCAGCUAGGAAUGCCUUCAUACAGUUUCUCAUGUCAAUCAUCUUAUUUAUCAACUAUGGCUAAUGAUGGCUUUGAUUUCAAUAUGUGCAUCUAUGAUGGUAUAUCUUACCUAUCAAGGGUUCAAGAAUCCUUCGCAAGGCAAAAGAUCUUUACUACUCGUCUUCGCCCACUGUUGCCAUCACAAAACACAUCAGUUGCUGAUUCAGUUUUCAAAAGUAGAAUAAUGUCAAGAAUAACACACUGGAGAAAAGGAUAUGCAGAACCAAGUAAAAAGGAUGAUGAUUCUUUGGUUGGUUCCCUUAGUAGAUUAAUUUUAGGUGGUGAAUCAUAUGGUUCCAGGCCCAGUAUGAGUAUUGAUGUCUGCAGUGAUCACCAAGUUCAACUGGUCUUGCAGGCAGUAAACCAUAUCUCUGAUGACCUUGUACCUCUUGUUGUUCCGGACAAAGCUGGAGCUGCUAGGGCUGUGUGUGUGAUAUUUACUAGUUCUAAAGAGGAUAAGAAUCUUCUUCUGAUGGAUAUCCAUAAAUCAGAAGAGGAACAGAAUUUAAAAUUCCGUGGAUUUCGAGAAGUUAUUGAUCUACUAUCAUCUUCACAGAAGCCAAUCAUAUCAUACAAUUGCUUGAAUGAUCUGACAAUGAUGCACUCCAAAUUUGUUGCGCCUCUUCCGCCAAACAUGCAUGAAUUUAUGUGUUCUUUAAAAAUGGUCUUCUCUAAUGUUGUUGAUAUCAGCCACUUGUGGAGACAAAUUGGCCCCUUGAGAAAAGCGAAGAAUAUACAAGCUGCUCUCAGUUACUUACAAAGACAAUACUUUGUGCCAAUGGAGAUUAAAAUACCACAGCAAGAUGUUACCAGCAGUGUAACAAAAAAUGAGCAAAACGUCCUGAGAAUAACAAAGUUAUUUGCUAAGCUAAGUAAUUUAUUGAAAAUCAGUCCUGAGUGCCAAUUACAAUCUGGUGAGCAGUGUGCUGCAGUUGAAGAGUACUGUAACAUCUUUUAUCCAAGCUGUAUGGUCGAAGACUCUGAUGAUGUUGACUUUGCUAAUGAGCCAGACACCGCAAAAACUGUGAGCACUGAUAAUAUCAUUUUCUUGUGGGGCUUCAGGGAAAAAUCUGCCAAGGAGUUAAAAUCUUACCUUCCUGGCUUACAUCAGGUCUUCUCAGAAGAUUUUGAGGUCAAGCUGUUGGAUAGGACAUGCUCUGCUUUGAUAUUCCGUAAUUCUGAUACUGCAAUGCAGUUAUUAGAAGAAAUAAGCUUGGAAAGCUCAUCACUAAAUAGUUUCUUCUCAGAAGGUCUGAAAGCUGCAGGUUUUGAAGUGUACAGAAAGGCUUGCAGGUUAGGACUUUGGGAUUCAGAUUUAGCUGAGGCCCUGGAGGGUGUUUCGUCUGAGAUAGCUGCUUCAACACUUUCUGAAUGCAAUUCCUCUCCGAUAUACUGGAAUAGUUCAUUGAUGCUAGAUCUGAAGGAGUAUUUGGAAUGCUAAAACAUGUUCAAUCCCCUUGGUUAUUUUUAGUCCCUCAGAUUAAUGAGAGCACCCCUCAAGAAAUCCGUGGGCACUUGAUAUUCGCUAAGGGGGAAACUUCAUGUGGUCAUCAGUUAUACCAGACGGCAUCUCAACUGUUGGUCUAGCUUUGAACUGCAGCCUCAAUAGCAAUGUUGGUAUUCUGGAACACAUUUCCUGUACAACCUGUCUAGUUUCCAAUUUGAAUGGAUCAACGUUCAACUUGAUUGAUGGUAUGCUGACUUGGAUGACAUCAAUACUGUGUAAGGGUUCUUCUAAAUGGAUAGUAUGCAAUAGAUACUCUGUUCAAGUAAAGCCAAAGUUGGAAUGCUAACUACCAACCUUGUUCGCUGCAUCACGCAUGGAUUGCCAAAAGGUUGGUUUCUAUAGCAGUUGGGCAGUCGUGACCAGUCUACUGUGCUCCUGCCUAACAACCUUUUUCGGGCUUGGAACUCCAUCACGAACUAGGCACAAGAUAUUGGCGGGAAGCCUGAAACUAGCCGAGUUUUGGUAGGAACUGAUGCCCUGCGAUUGUAUGCUAUGUAACAAAUGCAAUAUUGAAAUCGCCUUUUGGUGUCAAGAACACGUUCGGUCUGUCAGCAUGGCGAAAGUAUGAUUUAAUCAUGCCUUUCCACGAUUACCUCCUUUUCCGUCAAUUGGUUUGGCAUGCCAUGUAUUCGUUAUACGCCUAACCAGUGGCCGGUGGGGAUUGUUUCUAUUAUGGACGAUCUGUCAUUCUCAUCCAUCACAAAAAUGGAACAAGAGUGGCAUGUGCUGCUGGCAGCAUAUCUAAUGGCCACUGCCAUUUUUGGUGCUACUUUGCUACUAAGUACUGAAAAAAAAUGCAUGAUCACGAAAAGAGCUGAAAGGGAUUGGUUCAACAAUGUGGAUAUAACCAGGCAUAACAUGUAGGGUAAACCAAGGUCGCCGACCGCAGCUGGGUUUAUCUUUUUCGAUUUUCUUCCUUUUGUUUUUAUAUAUUUCUUCUUUCAGUCCUUUUGUUUUCCUCAGUUUUUAGAUUGGAGUUUAUCUCUAAUAAAUUGAGCCAA